Molecule: messenger RNA, 930 nt
Organism: Saccharomycopsis crataegensis
Lineage: Eukaryota; Fungi; Ascomycota; Saccharomycetes; Ascoideales; Saccharomycopsidaceae
Product: dihydrodipicolinate synthase family protein
Exons: 1
Coding region: 1-930 (309 amino acids)
Molecular function (GO): 4-hydroxy-tetrahydrodipicolinate synthase activity
Source: RefSeq, a predicted model, not a curated record
AUGGCUACUCCUCCUGCUGCUGGGCUUUACCCACCAAUCCCAACCUUCUUCAAGAAAGACAACUGGACCCUUGAUCUUGACACACAGAUCGCUCACAUCAAAUUCCUCCACGAAAAUGGUAUUCCAGGGGCCACAGUCAACGGGUCCACUGGAGAAAACGCCCAUUUGACCAGAGAAGAACGUGUCAAGAUCAUUUCAGAAAUCAGAAAAGCCGUUCCUUCCUUUACCAUCAUUGCCGGGGUAUGUGAACAUAGCAUAGAUGGCGCGGUGGCAGAAAUUGCUGCUGCCAAGCAAGCCGGGGCCAAUUUUGCCCUCGUGGUGUGCUCAAGUUAUUUUGGUGGUAUCACCUCCCAACAAGGUAUUUAUAACUGGUACUCCAAGCUUGCUGAUCAAGCCACGUUGCCAAUCAUGAUCUACCUUUUUCCGGGGGUGUCUAAUGGAAUCGUUAUUCAAGCUGACACUUUUGAAAAAUUGGCUGCUCAUCCAAACAUUGUCGGGGCCAAAUUCACUUAUACCGACUUAUCACUUUUCGUUAAGGUCAACUUGAACCCAAAGGUCCAAGCCUCCAACUUCACUGUGUUCCCAGGCUUCGCUAACUUCUUGUUGCCAGCAUUCUCCGUCAAAUCCGGUGGGCUCAUUGAUGGGUUAGGCAAUGCAUUCCCAAAGGCUAUCAACCAAUUACUCGAAUACGGUUUGAAAGGUGAUUUUGGUAAAGAAGCUCAAGAAUUACAAUAUAAAGUUGCCUUGGCUGAGCAGAUCUGUGUCGAUGGCGGGGUGCCAGCCACCAAAGCAUUGAUCAAGCACUUCACUGGGUUUGGUGAAACCCUUUGUGGUAGAGCACCAUUGGAUGUUGAAUACUCGACUGAUUUGUUUGCUGCUAAGUAUUUGACCGAUAUUGAACCUUUGGCUUCUGUGGAAAAAGCUUUGUAA